Molecule: messenger RNA, 2910 nt
Organism: Caenorhabditis elegans
Lineage: Eukaryota; Metazoa; Nematoda; Chromadorea; Rhabditida; Rhabditidae
Gene: meg-2
Product: Protein meg-2
Exons: 6
Coding region: 22-2481 (819 amino acids)
Source: RefSeq, marked reviewed
GUUUCCAUUUGUUGCGCGGCAAUGGAAAAUUGUGAUGAUCUUUCAUCGGAUGAGAAUCUCCCACCACCCGGAGAUCACCGUCGCGAACAGUCCCAAGAAAGAGCGAGAGUCGGGAAUCGUGAUGAAUCAGUUUCUUCGACCAACAUGCGUAGUAUUGGAGGUGCAGUUCACAACCAGCAGCAACUUUAUUGGACAGACAUGUACAAUGGCUCAAAUAAUUUGGAGAAUUUUUGGCUGUGCUUCUCUGGAAACACGUCUCUUGCCGAUGAUCCAACCGUUCAAUCCGAUUCAUCCGCGUCCACACAAAGUAGAACUAACCAAAGUGGUACAAUUGCACAGGAAACGGACAACAGGAAUGCAAGCAAUUUUCCGCCACGAUCAACAACUCGGCGUGGACAGACAUAUGAAUCGAGAGACGAGUCUCAAGGAGGACAGGCGCCCUCACAUCAGAACCAGGUUCCAGGUGUUGAUCGCGAUGAGUAUGCAGGUGACCGGAGUAACGUUUCCAUCAAUCUACCAUCCGUAGAUCAGUGGCGCGAAUACAGUUUUUCUGAUAAUUCGUUUCAAGGCGAAAGCCGGACUGUCCAACGGAGAUCAUCCCGGGCCACACAUCGCGUCAAAAAUCAAUUUGGCAGCAUUGGAGAUGGGAGAACGAGCAAUAAUACGAGCCUCCAAGAGCCAGUGAUUCAGGAUACAAGAAAUCGAAAUCGCUCUGAAUCUUCUUCCACCAUGUCAUCGCAAUCACGAACAGAACAUGCUCCAAUUUUCCGGUUGCAAUAUAAUUACCAAAGAGAGGCAGACAAUAGAUCUUCACGAUUGGUUCAAAUACAAGGACAUUCGGCUCCAAAUAAUGCAAACGGUCUACAAAAUACGGGCGGUCAAGCUCCAGACAUUGGUCCUGAGGUCAAUGGUCAGAGUUCCGAUACUCGAGCAAUGAACAUGGGUAAUCAGAUGGCUCAAGGCGAUUCCCACGUUCCAAUGAAUUUCGUACCAAGACCUUUGUCUAACGGUGUUCCCAGGCUUCACGGAGUUCCCAGGCUUGUAGACAUGUACGAUUAUGAACUUGCUCAGAGGGCUCAUGCACGAAGAUAUCCGACUUCAAAUAUGCCAUACGGUUUUCCAAAUGCCGGCUUUCAAGCUCCUCCACACAUGGGUUUGUGGCCAAAUAAUCAAAAUGCAGAUACUCGAGCAAUGAACAUGGAUAACCGUUCGAGAGAUCGUACCUUCCAGAUGCCUCCUGCAAACGCUCAAGUUCCAACGAGUUCUCUGUCAGGUCUAUUCAAUUCAUCUAUAAAUCACGGCUCCGGGAAUCAACAGUUCCAAAUGGGACAGAGCUCAUCAGGUUCUGCACCUCAAUUGCCUGCUCUUCCGGAAAAUUUCCUGAUGGCUCAUGCAAACUCUCAAAUUCCAACGAGUUCUCUGUCAGGUCUUUUCAAUGCAAUGAAUCACGGCUCCGGGAAUCGAAUGAACCACAGCUCAUCAGGCCCUGCACCUCAGUUGCCCAAUCUGCCGGAAAGCUUCCUGAUGGCUCAUGGAAUUGGUCAAGUUGAAACAAGGUCCCCAGCAGGUCCCUCCAAUUCCUCCAUAAAUCACGGCUCCGGGAAUCAACAGUUCCCAGUUCAACAAAGCUCAUCACGCCCUGCACCUCAGUUGCCCAAUCUGCCGGAAAGCUUCUUGAUGGCUCAUGGACUCUCUCAAAUUCAAACAAGUUCCACAGCAGGUCCCUCCAACUCAUCUAUGAAUCACGGCUCCGGGAAUCAACAGUUCCGAAUGGGACAGAGCUCAUCACGCCCUGCACCUCAGUUGCCCAGUCUGCAGGAAAGCUUCUUGAUGGCUCAUGGAAUUGCUCAAGUUGAAACAAGUUCCACAGCAGGUCCCUCCAACUCAUCUAUGAAUCACGGCUCCGGGAAUCAACAGUUCCCAGUUCAACAAAGCUCAUCACGUCCUGCACCUCAUUUGCCUGAUCUGAUAAGGCAAGAGGAAGAAUUUUUGAACACUCUGGAGUUUGAGCAAUUUGCAAGGCGAUUGUACAACGACCUACUUCCUGGAGUUGAUCCAAAUUAUGAUUCAGGCACAUCAACCAGUGAGACUCCAGUGCUAAAGUUCUCAAUAACACUAAAGGCGAUGCUUUACGACUACUGGCGGACGAUGGUGCAAAUGCAGUAUCGCGGAGCGAACAUCAACUUCCUCCAAUCCAUUAUUAACUUGAAUGCCAGGUCUGCUGCUCUCAACAGCUCAAACGCCAGAGCCUCAGGCUCGGCGGAUGUGCAGAAUCAAACAGUGUCAGCGACGGUCGAAGGAGCAGAUGAUGCCAGUGCCAAUGUCAACGCAUUGAGCGACUUGCUGGCCCAAUCUUUCCCACGCCAAGCAGAAGGAGAAGCUUCUCGUCGCAACGAUAUAGAUCAUCCCGAAGAUGAUCUGAACCAGGCUGAUUCACCGAAAUCAGACAAUCAGAGUGACAAGGAUCCUCCCAGCAACUAAUUUUGACUAUUGGCUCAACUACAAACAUCAAUCUUACGACCCAAUUUUGUACCAUAUCAUUUCUUUCCAAUUUUACCAUUUCUAGUUGUUUUUCUGUGAUUUUUUUCAACAAGCAGCCCAACUUGUAUCGUACUUGUAUCUCAUAACAGGAACUUCUCAGCAGUUAAUUUUGAUCAAUGGCUCGCCUACCAAUAACAGCCUUAUUACCCACUUUUUUACCAUACCAUUUCUUCUUACCAUACUAACCAAUUUUACGACUUCUAGUUUUUUCCUGUGAUUUUUUUUUCAACAAGCAGCCCAUCUUGUAUUGUACUUGUAUCUCAUAGUGCUCAGUCUCAAUUUUUUUCGGGUUCCUAGCCACUGUCAAGUAUAACCUCACCGGUCGUUUUUAUUGUUGUUUAUUUUAAUGCAUACAAUUAUUUUUAUUUA